UUUGUAUUUGUAGUACCACCGAAGGACGCAUGCUUAGUUCCUACAAACGAUACGACCUUAUUGAAAAAAAUAGGAGAAAAAUGGCAUUCAAAUCAACCGUGUCUAUCAUAUACCUGCUCAUAUGGCCCUGAUGGAUUACCACUAGUAAUAGGCGAGAAAAAAGUGUGUGAAACCACUUGUAAUGAAGGUUUCGAAUACAUCGUAGAAGAAGGAAAAUGUUGUGGAAAUUGUAUUCAAACAAUGUGUAAUUACAACCAAACAUUUUAUAAACCUGGUGACAUAUGGUAUAGUGAUGACAACUGCACUACAUUUAAAUGUGAAAUCAGGGAAACGAAUUUCUUCAUUGAAGUUUCGACAGAAACCUGCCCCGAUGUUGCAACUUGCCCUGACAAUCAGAAAUAUGAAGACGGAUGCUGUAUUCGAUGCAAACUCCAACCCGAUUCUCAGAAAAAUUGCCUUCCAGUCUCAAUGGUAGAUACUGAAACCGUUGGGAUUAUCCAAAUUUAUGAAGGUAAACACGGUCUUUGCAAAAACAAAGAUGUUAUCUACGGAUUUACCGAAUGCCAGGGAUCUUGUUCGUCUGGAUCCAAAUUUAAUCCCGCAACACAUAUCCAAGAAACUUUCUGCCAUUGCUGUAAACCAGAGAAAUAUGAUCUAUUGCCUGUUACUUUAAAAUGUAACGAUGGAUCUACGACAACGAAGCAGAUACAAAUUCCAUCAUCUUGUUCAUGUUCUCCGUGCUCUGAAAAUAUUCCAUUUUCUGAAGUUGAUGCAGAAUAUGUUAAAAUUGGAAAAGGCGUUGAUGCGAAGAAAAAGUAUUCGACAAAAAAUAGAGGCGCAAAGAAAGGAUAAAUUAUGAAUUUUCCUUACUGCUGAUUUUCACUUACAUAUAUUACAGUCUACAGACAAUCUACUGUCAUUUUUUAAAUAAAUAUUUGCAUAAUUAUAUUCA
Molecule: messenger RNA, 952 nt
Organism: Hermetia illucens (black soldier fly)
Lineage: Eukaryota; Metazoa; Arthropoda; Insecta; Diptera; Stratiomyidae
Product: hemocytin-like
Exons: 5
Source: RefSeq, a predicted model, not a curated record